Messenger RNA from Manihot esculenta (cassava), 2123 nucleotides. Its product is annotated as sodium/calcium exchanger NCL. Gene Ontology annotation, molecular function: calcium ion binding; calcium:proton antiporter activity. The record is from RefSeq and is a predicted model, not a curated record. Gene Ontology annotation, biological process: calcium ion transmembrane transport; intracellular calcium ion homeostasis. Bases 210 to 1967 code for a protein of 585 amino acids. Gene Ontology annotation, cellular component: membrane. The transcript has 7 exons. NCBI's taxonomy places the organism in Eukaryota, Viridiplantae, Streptophyta, Magnoliopsida, Malpighiales, Euphorbiaceae.
UAUUAAAAUGCUGCCCCAUCUAAUUCUCCUCCUCCAAACGGUACAACUUCUGAGUACAGACCCUACUCAACAAAUCAGCGGCCUGCACGCGGUUGAGACGCGCGCGAGGCCUCCGCUUCUUUUCCCUACAAAUUCUUCAACAACUGUCUCUAUAUCUUGGCCACCAGCUUCGCUUAUCUUAUUCCAGCGUAUCCAUCUCUUCACUAACCAUGCCUGCUCACAAACCUCACCUCCGGUUCUUUCUCCUUCUCCUUCCGAUUCUCUUCCUUGUCUCCGCCGUCAAUUCCCGGCUUAUCUCCUCGUCUCACCCCUCUGAUCUGAUUUCUGAUGGGGUCCACUCCCUCCGGACCCCGCCUUACCUCCUUCUCGAUCCGUUAUCUUCAGAGGAAUCCUGUGAGCAGACCUAUGGCUUUAUGCCAUGUACCUCCACUGCGCUUGGUAACUUGUUUUUGAUAAUUGUCUAUGGUUACCUAAUGUUCUUAGCCGCUACCUACUUGUCUAAUGGUAGCGAGCUCUUGCUUGAGAUUCUGGGCCCUGGAAUCGUUGGUGGCUUGUUUCUUCCUAUGCUCGGGGCGCUUCCAGAUGCAAUGCUUAUUCUUGUGUCUGGACUUUCUGGGAGUACAGCAACAGCUCAAAGCCAGGUCUCUGUCGGCAUGGGCUUGCUGGCUGGGUCAACUGUCAUGCUACUUACCUUCAUUUGGGGAUCCUGCAUUGUUGUUGGCAAAUGUGACCUUCGGGAUACAGAUCAUGUUGCGAUAAAUGGAAAGAACACAAGGGGAUUCAGCUUAACUGGCAGCGGUGUUAGCACUGAUAUUUGGACUUGUUAUGCUGCAAGGAUAAUGGUUAUAUCUGUUCUCCCAUUUAUUAUUGUUCAACUUCCACAAAUCCUCAAUUCGACUUCAGGGCGGCACUUGGCAGUCUUGAUUGCACUUAUUAUAUCUCUCUCAAUGUUGAUUUCUUAUUGCCUUUAUCAGGUCUUUCAGCCUUGGAUACAGAGGAGACGACUUGAGUUUGCAAAGCACAAACAUGUGAUCUCAGGAAUUCUGAAACAUUUAAGAGAACGUUCUUUAGGAAGGUUUCUGACUGAGGAUGGUCGACCUAACAGAGACGUAAUGGAAAAGUUGUUUCAUGCUAUUGAUGAGGAUAACAAUAAAAAACUCUCGGCGUCUGAAUUGAAAGCUCUGAUACUAGGAAUUCGGUUUGAAGAGAUUGACUUUGACAGGGAUGAUGCAGUGGAUAAAGUAAUGAAAGAUUUUGAUACAUCUCUUGAUAAUUCUAUUGAUCUUGAUGAGUUCAUCAGCGGUAUCUCAAAAUGGAUUGAAGAGGCAAAGCGAUCAGGGGCAGUCGUUGCUGACUCUGGCUCUAGGACAAUUAAACUCAUAGAUCAUUUUCAUGUGCAAACAAGGAGAGAACAUGCUCUUUUGGGGCCCGAGGAUCCAGUGGAGGAGCAAAGUGAUGAGGUCGUAGAGGGUGUUGAAAACCCCAGAUGGAUCUCCAUCAAAGCAGUAUUAAUGUUGUUAUUAGGAACAAUUAUUGCCGCUGCGUUUGCAGAUCCUCUGGUGGAUGCUGUGGACAAUUUUUCUAAUGCAACAAGUAUUCCUACUUUCUUCAUCUCUUUUAUUGCACUGCCCUUGGCUACCAACGCUAGUGAGGCUGUGUCAGCAAUCAUCUUUGCUACCCGGAAGACUGUUAGAACUGCUUCAUUAACAUUUUCUGAGCUAUAUGGAGCAGUAACCAUGAAUAAUCUCCUUUGUCUAUCGGUAUUCUUGGCUAUUGUUUAUGUGAGGGGGUUGACAUGGGACUUCUCAUCUGAAGUUCUGGUUAUUUUUAUUGUGUGCAUUGUGAUGGGUGCUUUUGCCAGCUUCCGCUCUACAUUCCCUCUCUGGACUUCUUCAGUGGCUUACCUCCUCUAUCCCUUCUCACUGGCACUGGUCUAUGUUCUUGAUUAUGUUUUCGGUUGGUCGUAGAUUCGUGAAAGUUUAUGCUUUUGUGUGUGGGUAUUCCUGAUGUUGCACUUUAAGAGGUAUCUCCUUGAUAUUUUGUAUGUAUCGUUCGAUUCUCAAUCCUACAGUGACAUUAUGAGAUAGUUUAAUGAUGAAUCUUGCGAAACAAAUUUUUCGCUA